GGGAGAGAGAGAGACAUCUGCAGCAGCAGAGAGGAGGAGGAGGAGGAAAGGUGGGAGAGGAAGGAGGAGGAGUAGAAAGAGGAGAUGGAAAACAAGUUUGAAAGAAGAAGACAGAGGUUCCAGCGGCCGGUUCGAGCACACAGGGAAUAAGCGGCUCUGCGAACAGCAACGAGAGACUGUGCGCGCGGGGAUUUGCACUGCUGCCGGGGAGCCGCUGGGCACGCGCCUGCUCCUGUGUGUGUGUGUGCGUCGUCGGGCGGAUUCCACGCGCGUGACCCCACGAUGAGGAGCGACCCUGUGAUGUUCACUUCCAGCCGGGCGAUGGAGGAGCUGGUGUGUGAGCUUCGUCUGUUCCUGGACCUGCUGGACAGGGAGUACCUGAGUGCCGGGGUCCGAGAGAAGAAGAUGCACCUCUCCAAAAUCCUCCACAGAGUCCUCUCGGACAAAGAGCCUUCAUUCAAGUCAGAGAUCCACAGCGGUCUGCCGGCCCCCCCCCAGAUGCCCCUCCCUGCGAUCCCGCAUCCCUGGCUGUCUUCAAACAACGGCCCCCCUCCCCUGCCCAGCUCCUCUCUGCCCGAAGGCUACUAUGAGGAAGCGGUCCCUUUAAGCCCUGGGAAAGCUCCUGAGUACAUCACCUCCAACUAUGACUCCGACGCCAUGAGCAGCUCCUACGAGUCGUACGAUGAGGAAGAGGAGGAUGGGAAGGGCCAGAAGAUGCGUCACCAGUGGCCGUCUGAGGAAGCGUCCAUGGAUCUGGUGAAGGACUCCCGCAUCUGUGCAUUCCUGCUGCGCAAGAAACGCUUUGGCCAAUGGACCAAGCUUCUCUGUGUCAUCAAAGAUAACAAACUGCUGUGUUACAAGUCCUCCAAAGACCACACCCCUCAGAUGGAGCUGAGCCUGUCUGGGUGCAGCAUCACUCACAUCCCCAAGGACGGCAAGAAGAAGAAGCAUGAGCUGAAGAUCGUCCACCAGGGGGCGGACGCCCUGGUGCUGGCUGUGCAGAGCAAAGAACAGGCCGAGGAAUGGCUCAAGGUGAUGCGAGAGGUCUGUGUUAAUGGAAGUGUAGACUUGGAUGGGGCUGGAUCUGGAUCGCCCGUGCACAGACCAGAACUGGAAAAGAAGUCCUCCUGUGACAGGCCGAGCUCCGACGGAGAGGCGGUCCACGAGAACGGACACAGCGACUGCAAGGACCAAGGAAAAGGGAAGAAGAACUCAAAGUCGGAGAACAAGACAGGGACGGUGGGGAAGGGUGCAGGGAAGAAGAUUACUAAGAUCAUCGGCCUUGGGAAGAAGAAGCCGUCGACGGAUGAGCAGACCUCGUCGGCAGAGGAAGACGUACCCACAUGUGGCUACCUGAACGUGUUGUCCAACAACCGCUGGCGGGAGCGCUGGUGCCGCCUGAAGGACAACCAGCUGCUCCUCCACAAGGACCGGGACGACCUGAAGAGCCACAUCGCCUCUCUUCCGCUGCGAGGCUGCGAGGUCAGCCCCGGCCUCGACCACAAGCACCCCUUCGCCUUCCGCCUGCUCCGCAACAGCCAAGAGGUGGCGGUGCUGGAGGCUUCCUCCUCUGAGGAGUUGGGUCGCUGGUUGGGGGUUUUAUUGGCUGAGACUGGUUCCACCACUGACCCAGCCACUCUGCACUAUGACUACAUCGAUGUGGAGACCACUGCCAACGUCAUCCAGCUGGCCAAGCAGUCCUUCUGUUUCACCAGUAAGCGUGCUGUCUCACCUAACCCAUACCUGGACAACCCAGUCAACGGCUACGCCUGUCCCACUGGAAUGGCUCUGCAUUAUGAUGAUGUCCCCAUUAACGGAAUGGAACCCGAGGCGCUGCACUCCAGUCCCAGCACAGGGGGGCGCCAGCUGAAAGGGGAGAUGCACUAUGAGAAUGCUGAGCUCUAUGAUAACAUUCCCUCACCCAAGCUGGCCUCUCGCUGUCCUCCCAAGCCCUCUUCCUCUCCUGCUUCCUCUUCCUCCAAGUCUGCUGGUCACUACAAAACCCCUGUUUCUAAAGUCUCCUCUAAACUCCUCCCUGCUGAUACUAAAACUAAAGCCACUGCUCAGCUGAAGGGAAAGAAGGGUGCAGCGACCAAUGGGGUGGCAUCAAAACAGAAGGCGGAGCCCAAGAACCAGUCCAAGAAGAGUGGAGUCAAUGGGACCAAUGGGACGGCCUCUCUGAAACGCAACAACUCCAAUGCAGAGCAGUGCAAGUACGGGAAGAACCGUGUGGAGGCCGACGCCAAGCGGCUGCAGGCCAAGGAGGACGAGCUGAUGAAGAAGAAGCAGGAGAUCAGGAGCCAUCUGACGCAGCUGAAGAAGGAGAGGACAGACCUGCGCACUGCUGUGGAGGCUGCUGCCGGCAAACGCUCUCAUGGUUCCCUGUCGGAGCGGCUGAAGAAGGUGGAGGAGCAGUGUCGGCAGAAGGAGGAGGAGAGGGUGAAUCUGGAGUUGGAGCUGACAGAGGUGAAGGAGAGCCUGAAAAAGGCGUUGAGCGGAGGGGUCACUCUGGGCCUCACCAUCGAACCAAAAACCGGCUCCUCUGGCCUCCAGUCACCGGCAAUGCUGCGACGGACACAGGAGUCGUCUUCCUUCUCCAGCUGCGAGACCAGUGACACAGAGUCCUGCUCCCUGCCGGUCAACAGCGCGUCGCUGCUCCGCCGGCAGCAGGCUGGUCAGAAGGCCUCCACAGUUCGGGGACACGUCCUCAGAAAGGCCAAGGAAUGGGAGCAGAAGAGCGGCACAUAAACCUCUCACCCCCUCACAUCACUCUUUCUUUCAUUCCUUUGUUUUCUUUUUAAAAAUAUUGUCUAUAUAUUUAUUUAAAUUACAGUCCGGGGGGUGUUGAGGAGGACACAGUCAUUCACAGGAACUAAACAAGGGGCUGCUUUUAGUAUACUGUAAGUACCACAGCAUACAGACAUAGCAAACCUUUCCAACCCUUAUUCUAUCGAGCCUGCUUAGUAAACUAAGUUGUGCAACGUUUGUUGUUCGCUGCACUUUUCUUUUUCAAGCAAACACCUUGUGUUGUUUUAUUUCAAUUCAGAAUCUGUUCCAGCAGUUUGGCUUGAAAAGGAUCUAAAGUCAAAACCAAGUAUUUAUUUGUAAAUGUUUAAAGGAAACACUACCUUCCCUUUGUUUAUUUAUGUUGAUAUAUUUAAGGUUUUUUUUUCUUUUGUAGAAUUUGUUGCAAACAGAGGUCACGUUUUGAGGGUCAGAAUAAUCGUGACACACACCAGCUGAGAGUAACGGCACAGCUCCGUGCUAAAGGGCUAUUUCAAGAAGCAGAAUUCUCCUCAGCAUCAUUCAGAUAACAUUCCCCUUAUGAAACCACAUUCAAAUUCACUAGAUCUAUAUUUUCAGUUGGAUCUGAAACAAAUUGUACUCAUAGAUCAGUUUCCCUAAAUGUCUUUUUUUUUCCAUCAAAACUCAUGAACCCAGAGCAUCAUGGAAAAUAAGAACCUGUGCCUGAUAGAAGCUGUUCAGGGAAACAGCAUUUAUGUGUAUUCUGCAGUAAUUCUGGAUUUAAGGAGGAUAAAACUUCUUUUGACAAAAGAACAAUAUUAUUUUUUUUUUAAUUUGCCAAUAAGUCAAAGGUCCUGUUGGCCUAGAUUCAAACUGGGGACUUAUUGUUCCAUGCACAGGUGCCUACGGAUGCCGAUUAAAAUGUAUUAAUAUAUAAAACGAAAAUAUAAAUAUUACCAAAUAUGUAGAACUUAACUUAAGAAAAUUAAUUCUUAUAUAUUAAAUAAAAUCCACAUGAUUUGUGCUUGUAAAAUAACAGUUCUCAUUUCGGUAACAAUAAAUUGUAGAGAGAGCGAACGGUGCCCCCCCCCCCCCCAAUUUAGAAUUAACAGAAAUACAUUUCCCAUUCAUUUUCUCUAUUGACGUUUCACAGAGAGUGAAGGAACUACACAUCCCAUAAACCAUUGCAAAAUAUCCCUUUCCCAGUGUUUUGCUUCUUAAAUGUAACCUUGUUGUUAAUAUAGUGUUACAAUAAAUUAUGGUUUGUGUCUUGUAUGUAUGUAUAUAGUGUGUUAUAUAGUGUGUAGUGUAGUGACCUAGUGCUAAGCUAGCUCCUGUCUCUCCUUUUCAUAGUCUUCAGUACGUGACCGGACUUGACAAACUAGACGAUCCGGUCAUCUGGUAAAAAGUUUAACUCUGACCCAGCUCUGGUUGUAUUCGUCUGACAUGUCUGACAUAUUCAAAAACAUGAUUUGUUUUGUGAUCAGAGUGUCUUUCCAUGAAUACUGUUUCUUAACAAAUAAUAUUAUUCAGUAGGAAAUAGGUUCAAAUAAAACCAUUAGUAGAAUACCAUUAGAUACAACUAUUUGAACCGCCCGCCUUAAUUUUCACAUCUAUAUUUUCUGGACCUGCAGGUGUGACUGAAUAGGAUACGACUUGAAAGUGUUAUAAUAGUGAUUUAUUCAUAACAAAUUCAUAUUCACCAUCGGCCCAGUUCAGAAAAAUACAAUCACUUCUCACUUCAACAGAAAAUCAAGAGAACAUAACGUCCUACCGAUUAAUGAAGACAAGUUAGCUUUAAAGUAGUCAGACAGUAGCUGCAGCUUUAGCAAGCAAAUGUCCAUGUUAAAACAAAGCAAAUAUAAACCGUUUGAUUAAUGGCUCACUACCUGCCAAUAACUAAAACAUGUGGUUUCCAUGUGGUUUCCAGCCAGUGCAGCUUUAAUCACACUGUCUUACAGUCGCCUCGAGUAAUUGUGCUUCUUCAAAUAGCCCCUUAGUUUGACCAUUGGAUUGGAUUUCAAACUGUGUGUGCGUGUGCGUGUGCGUGUCGGAAGGUUAGGUCAGGCCAGGCAUGGGCGUGGCUUCCCUUACAUUUGGCGUUUCCAACGGAAAAACUCAGAAGCCUUAACUGACAUGGCGACUCGCUCCUCUGAGGUCCAGUCCAGCGCCUGUGAUCACACCACUGCUUUGUGUGUGUGUGUGUGUGUGUGUGUGUGUGUGUGUGUGUGUGUGUGUGUGUGUGUGUGUGUGUGUGUGUGUGUGUGUGUGUGUGUGUGUGUGUGUGUGUGUGUGUGUGUGUGUGUGUGUGUGUGUGUGUGUGUGUGUGUGUGUUUCUAUAUGUGUGUGUGUGCGUGCAUGAGCUCGAAUGUCUCCAAGGCACAUUCCAAACCCAUCAACAGUACACUGAAUGAAACAGGGAUAAUCGCUGUAAACUCUAAAUUGUCUUCUACGGAAGACUGUGACUUCCUUACACACACACACACACACACAAACACAAACAAACACA
This is a messenger RNA of Pleuronectes platessa (European plaice), 5254 nucleotides long. RefSeq names its product actin filament associated protein 1 (gene afap1). Lineage: Eukaryota; Metazoa; Chordata; Actinopteri; Pleuronectiformes; Pleuronectidae. The transcript is spliced from 18 exons. The coding region runs from base 283 to 2748 and encodes 821 amino acids. The record is from RefSeq and is a predicted model, not a curated record. Gene Ontology annotation, cellular component: cytosol. Gene Ontology annotation, molecular function: SH3 domain binding; SH2 domain binding.